AAUAAAUAAACAUUUUGAGCGAGAAUGUCCCGAAAAUCAAAGAAAGGCGACGGGACCAGGCUCAACCUGAUCGACUUUAGUUUCCUAGACCGCAAGGCUGAGCUAUCUGGGCUCCUGCAGGCCAAGAGUCGCCAAGUGGGCAGAAGUCUGGUGGAGAACGAAGGGGACUUCUGGAAGUUCGUAGGCAAAUACGAGGCCAUGAUGCGCUCCACGGGCCAGCCCGUGCUGCCAUCGCUGCUCUCCGAGGAGGAACUGGUCACCUCGCAGCCGUAUCACCGCAGCAAGCACCUUGCUUUGCGGCUGGACGGGGAUGCCCUGCUCCAAGAGGCACACGCCGAGAUGCACUUGCAGUUCCGCCAGCUCCUGCUGGUCUACCUGGACUUUCGCCAGGCGGAGAAGUUCCAGCGCAUACGGAAGCUGCGGCAAACGCAGCGCAACCUGCCCAUUGCCCGCUUCCGCCAGGAUUUGCGCGAGGCCCUGGACACGUCCCGUGUGGUCAUCGUGGCCGGCGACACGGGCUGUGGCAAGUCCACGCAGGUGCCCCAGUUCCUUUACGAGUUCGGCUACCGCAGCAUAGCCUGCACCCAGCCACGCCGCUUGGCCUGUGUGUCCCUGUGCAAGCGCGUGGCCCACGAGCUCCUGGACGACUACGGCAGCCGGGUGGCCUUCCAGAUCCGCUUCGAGCGCAGUCGUACACAGAGCACCAACAUCCUGUUCAUCACGGAGGGCCUGCUGCUGCGCCAGCUGGCCGUGGCCGCCAAUCUCGACCAGUACGACGCACUCAUCCUGGACGAGAUCCACGAGCGCAACCUGUUCGGCGACUUUCUGCUGGGCGUGACCAAGUGCCUGCUGCGAGCGCGGCCGCAGCUGAAGCUGAUCCUCAUGUCGGCCACCAUCAACGUGGAGCUCUUCCACGGCUACUUCCGCGAGGAGGGGGCCCGUCUGGUACAGGUGCCGGGUCGCCUGUUCCCCAUCAAGCUGCGCUACCUGCCGCCGCCGGCUCUGGAGCUGAAGGCGGGCCAGGCGACCGCCUCGUCCAAGCGUUCCCAGGGCAACCGUCUCGACCCAGCGCCCUUCGUCCAGGUCCUGAGCCUGAUCGACCAGCAGUAUCCGACCAGCGAGCGCGGCGAUGUGCUCAUAUUCGUGAGCGGCGUAAAUGAAAUCGAAUCGGUGGUGGAGGCCGUCCAGGAAUAUGCCACCGAGCAGACGCACUGGCUCGUGCUGCCACUGCACAGUGGCCAGGCAAUCGCCGAGCAGGGCAAGGUGUUCGACUAUGCGCCCGAGGGCUGGCGCAAGUGCAUCGUGUCCACCAACAUCGCCGAAACGUCGCUAACCGUGGACGGGGUGCGGUUCGUGGUCGACUCCGGCAAGGUCAAGGAAAUGAGCUACGACGCCACCUGUAAGGGUCAGCGACUGAAGGAGUUCUGGGUGUCCAAGUCGUCGGCGGAGCAGCGCAAGGGUCGCGCUGGUCGCACAGGACCAGGCGUUUGCUUUCGCCUGUACACCGCGGAUCAGUUCAACGCCUUCGAGGCCUAUCCCACACCGGAAAUCUACCGCGUCCCGCUCGACACGAUGCUGCUCCAGAUGGUGUCCAUGGGAUUGCCCGAUGUCAGAGCCUUUCCCUUCAUUGAGGCCCCGGAAACGGAGCGCAUCGAGCAGACCAUUCUGGCCCUCAAGCAGCACUGCGCCCUUAGCGUGGAGGAGAAGAUCACACCGCUGGGCAGCUCGCUGGCUAACCUGCCCGUGGAGCUGUCCAUCGGCAAGAUGCUGCUCAUGGGCUGUGUCUUCCCGGAGGUGGAGCAGCUGCUGACCCUGGCCGCCAUGCUCAGCGUGCAGAACCCGCUGACAAAUCGUGCCCACACGGAUCAGCGUUGCGUGCGUGAGCGCGAGUCGUUGGAGUCCGACCAGGGCGACCUCUUCACCCUGGUCCGCCUCUACCGCGAGUGGCUGCAGCUGAAGAUCCGGCGCGACAGCACUCGCCAGUGGUGCCGACGCCUGGGCAUCGAGGAGCAGCGCUUCUACGAGGUGACCAAGCUGCGCCAACAGUUCCAGCGCAUCCUCGAGAGCUGCGGCAUGGUGGUGCCCAGCAGCUCCGGUUCCCAGCUGACAGGCGCCGAGCGGGCCACGCGGCACGGCGAGCUGCGCCAGCUGAAGGCUCUCAAGCGCCGCCAACGCUUCGAGCAGCCUCGUCAGCGCAAGUUGCUCAAGCAGCAGCAGGGCGCGCCGCAUGAGGAGGAGGAGGAGGAGCGUAGUGAGGAGCAGGGCGACGACAUGCGGGAUGUGGACUUCCGGCUGCGGUAUGACCACCGGCAACUAGCACUACUGGAGCGCUCGGCGCGCCUCGACCGCCAUCGAGACGUGGUGCUGCUGAAGCUGCUGCUCGGAAGCGGCUUUUACCCGCAACUGGCCGUCGCCGACGAGUUUAACUACUGCAAGGGCGGCGGUCAGCAGUUCUUCCACACGCGGCUCAAGCCCUUCCUGCUGCAACACCCCAACUCCCACUUCGCCAAGCACUACGAGCUGCUCAAGCUGGCCGACAGCGAUCUGCUGCUCAAGCCGGACUUUUACACGCCCAAGCACCCGGUCAGCGAACGCCACCAGUUGCUGUGCUACCAGUCGCUGCUGGAAACCGCCAAGCCCUAUCUGAUCAACUGUAUCCGCCUGCCGGCAGCCCAGACUCUGCUGCUCUUCGGCUUCUCCAUCGACACAAACGCCGGCAUCACCCAGAUCGUCUGCGACGGCUGGCUGGGGUUGGAUCUACCCAUGCCCGGCAGCGGCAUGGAGCUCCUUAGCCGCGCCAUCGCGCUGCGCCGACGGUGGAGCAGUCUGCUUUAUGCCAAACUAGAAGAUCUGAACAACAAGCUGGAAGUAUCCUCAGGUGUGAGCAAUGUGAGCAAUGUGAGCAGCACGCUUUGGCACGAGCUGGUCGACUUCAUGGCGCUGGAUGUGGCGUACGCGAUUCGGCGAUUGCUUCCCGCAGAUAUCAAGCGGCUCUACUCACACCAGGCCCCUUCGGCGCGCCUUAUGGAGCUCAAGCAGAAUCCCUUUGCCGUCGACUAUGCCAUGACCGCCAACGAAGAGAAGGGCGGGCUCAAUGUAUCCGAGCACGUGGUGUACAACUGCUUGGCGGAGCAGCCGUGGACAUUGGCCAUGGACGCGGCCCUCCGCACAGAGCCAUGGCACUGCCCGCACUGCGAUUUCGAGUUGGAUGAGUUCGAUGUGCUGGAACAGCUGGUGCACCGACCCCAGUGUCCGGGUCGCAAGGCGCACGGUCGUAAACCUAGACCGGAUAGCCCGGCUAACACAGCGGAUGCUGACCCUUCCAGUGCAUCCAGAAGCUCAAGCUCCCACUCAUCCGGCGGCUAUUACUGUGACACCUGCAAGCGCAAGUUGCGGUUGACAAAGAUCGACAUGCUGCGCCACCAGCAGCAGUGCCGAAAUAAUAAAUAAUUGACUGAAAUAAA
Messenger RNA from Drosophila gunungcola (fruit fly), 3464 nucleotides. Its product is annotated as probable ATP-dependent RNA helicase DHX34. Gene Ontology annotation, cellular component: intracellular anatomical structure. The coding region runs from base 25 to 3450 and encodes 1141 amino acids. Gene Ontology annotation, biological process: nuclear-transcribed mRNA catabolic process, nonsense-mediated decay. The record is from RefSeq and is a predicted model, not a curated record. Gene Ontology annotation, molecular function: ATP binding; RNA binding. The transcript is spliced from 7 exons. Lineage: Eukaryota; Metazoa; Arthropoda; Insecta; Diptera; Drosophilidae.